Messenger RNA from Cavenderia fasciculata, 1578 nucleotides. RefSeq lists its product as uncharacterized. The transcript is spliced from 8 exons. The record is from RefSeq and is a predicted model, not a curated record. The coding region runs from base 1 to 1578 and encodes 525 amino acids. Lineage: Eukaryota; Evosea; Eumycetozoa; Acytosteliales; Cavenderiaceae.
AUGGAAAACGUAUUAUUACAUUCUUUUGCAAAAAAAUUUACAUCUAGUUUGAGAUUGCAGUUGGCAAUUUUCACAGUUGUAGCAUGGGCAGUUGCAUUAAGUAUUGAUCGUACCUAUGUCGAAAGUUAUAGAGUAAAGGCUGAUGAUUUCUUUGCCAAGAUACCACCAAUGGCCGAGGUCAUGGUCAGAACAUCUGGCCAAAAAGCUGCCAUCAUUGUACUAGCUAUUCUCGAAACCUCUAUAUUUGGAUUUGGUGUUGCCUUUCUCAUAUGUGCCGGCUCUAGAGUAUUCAAAAUAUCAAAUGGUCUUUUGCGUAAACGUAUGAUUGGAUCUUGGAUUGCAAUUGGCUUCUUUUGUAUUUCAUGGUGGCCACAUUCGACUGCUCAUAGUUUAAUUAUGACUAGUUCACUUGACCCAUAUGACAAUUAUAUUAUUAUGGAAGUUUGUUUCCAUUGGACUAUUAUGUAUUUAAUUAGAUUAAUGUAUGAAGUAGCAAUGAUGAGACAAAAGAUGAAUAAAGGUAAAGAGAAUGAUCCAUUAACUGGUCCAUGGUAUAAAAACUUUAUCAAUCAUUCUUAUGUUAUCUUUGCACUUGGGUUUGCCGGUGGUAUGGUACUAAUGUUUAAAUUAUCACCAAUUCCAUAUGAAAAGUUGGAAGGUUAUCAAGUAUUCUUUUAUGUUACUUUCAAGAUUGUUGACAGUCUUUUGUUGGGAUUAGGAUUUUCAUUUGCCUAUGUUAUGAUUAGAAUUAUUUAUUAUUUACCUUCGAAUCGUGGUAGAAGGGUUGCCAUUAUCUCAAGUGUUUGUAUCUGGUUCAAUUAUGCUAUUCAAGUCCCACAUCCAAUUAUUCACGGUAAACUACCAGUUGCAAUGAUCAAUGUUAUUGCAGUCGAUUAUGGUGUACAUAUUCCAAUUAUUAUUACUACCGGUAUCUUGGCAUUCUAUCAAUUUAGAAUGUUGGAAUUGGCUACUGACAAGAAUUCUUCCUUGGGUAUUGCAACAAGAAUGAGAAAGGGAUCAAAUAGUUUAUCAAUGAGAACAAUUACUCAAACCAAUGGAUCAGCAAUGUCAUCAAACAAUUCAGCCGAUCUUAAAAACUCACAACAAUUAAACUCUUCACAACAAGCAUUUGCUUCGAUUAAAAUGGAUUCUGCCAUUUCAACAGCUCAGAAUGAUGAUUCAGCCGAGUCUGUCACUAUCGAGAUUCCAGAACAAGAUGAAACAAUCUCUGGUAAACCACAGGAUGAAGAAUCAUCAGUAACAUCUUACAAUGUAGCUGCCAUUAUGAUGCCAACCUCUGUUUCCAAUCCAGAUUUGAAAAUAUCAAAAUGGGAUGCAAUACCGUGGUUGGCAGUCCUUAUUAAAAGAGGAUGUGGAGGAGCUUUUUGGUUGAAUUUCACAGAGAUUGCUUCGUCUUGUUCUGGAAUCCUUAGAGUAAUAUCAGUUAAUACAAUCAUCGCAAACAACAAUUUAUCUUCCUCCUUGUACACUUUAUAUCUUUAUCAUUCAACAUACGUUCAAUUACAACAUACAGUAUUCUAUAUGAACAAUGUACUGGGCAACAAUGAUGUUAUUUAG